This is a messenger RNA of Meloidogyne enterolobii, 224 nucleotides long. NCBI's taxonomy places the organism in Eukaryota, Metazoa, Nematoda, Chromadorea, Rhabditida, Meloidogynidae. The record is from the annotation of a GenBank genome assembly.
AUAAGUAGACAAAUGCAAAUGUUAGCACUAACAGAAGGCGCAUUUUUAAAACAUUUGGAAAUGGCACUUUUAACAACCUCUGGAACAAAAGAUUUUCGUAUACUUGCCAACAAACAAUUGAGUGGGUAUCUUAUAGCUUUGUGGAUUGCCGAAAACCAAUCUGCCAAAGAUUUAUUAAAUCCCUCGUGCUUUGUUGGAUUAUUUGGAUUCUAAAGACCCUCCUC